Camelus dromedarius (Arabian camel) is the source of this 3478-nucleotide messenger RNA. It is a transcript of the gene FBXW12, whose product is annotated as F-box and WD repeat domain containing 12. Gene Ontology annotation, cellular component: cytoplasm. Gene Ontology annotation, molecular function: protein binding. The coding region runs from base 941 to 2476 and encodes 511 amino acids. Lineage: Eukaryota; Metazoa; Chordata; Mammalia; Artiodactyla; Camelidae. The transcript is spliced from 11 exons. The record is from RefSeq and is a predicted model, not a curated record.
GUUCUUUCUAGUUAAAUCACAUUCUCUUCAAACAAGUUUCCUAUGAACCUAAUUCAGUGGAAGGAAAAAUGUGGUCUUCCCAUUGUUGUCAGGUUUGUAUUUUAUAGGCCUAUCAAUCUGAAAAAUUUUCCGUUCCAGAGGAAUGGAAAGAGGACACUUAAUUGUCCCUGAAAUGCCCAAUCUGGCUUUGGAUGAGGGAGUGGAUAAGGUUCUAGGAAAACAUGGUGGUUCUGAGAACUACAACUGCGGGUCAGGCUGGAGGUGGCAGUGUAAGGAAAGGGUCAUCACCAUUGAGCCUCACACAGGGACUCCUGUAGAAAGUACUGGAAUCAGUUGUCAAGUUCUCCGGAGAAAAGUGUCGGGUCACGAAAGGCAGGACUGCAAGCCUUCUCAGAGGAGGCCUGCACCCUCCGCAGGGGUCUCUGUGGAGGAGCGUCUUUGAUCUGUACUUUCUCCUUCCGCUGGAAAGUGACCACACAAAGGUGGAAUCCCAGGGGCUGCACUGGUGCUGGGAGAGAGGCCCUGCUGGCCAGAUUCAGUGUCCCAAAAUAGAUCCAUAAAUGCGGCAAGCCGAGUCCCUACCCCGCUGAUUUGGAGUGUAAAGUGUCACGUAGGGAAUGAGUUUGACGAAUGUGGGUGUGUUAGUUGAAAUUUCCUAGAGAGUCCUGACAAGUUCAUCAGCAACUAGAGCUGCCCGGGUCCGGCCCUUUCAGCUCACAGUGCAGAAAGAAGGCGUUGACACUAACAAACCAGUGUGCGGAGGGACGCCCUCCGCUGUGUGGACCCCGCGAGAGAGGCCGCAGUGGCGGCAGCCUUCGAGUUUGCACCACCUGCAGCCUAUUUCUAUCAGGGCCAGAUGGACUGCAGACUUGGGCCAAUCCUUUAAAUUCAGAGCAACAGGUAGAGCAGAGGGCAGGCUGGCUGUGGGCGGGGCGCGUAAAUGGAGGGCCGGUUGCCUGACGAGGUGUUGUUCAGAAUCUUCUCCUUCCUGGACGCGUCCAGCUUGCUGCACGUCGCCCAAGUGAACAAGUACUGGAACAAGGUUGCCGAGAGUGAGCCGCUGUGGAGAAACCUAUGUCGAAGGAAAUGGAGCUUCUGCACCUUUUCCCAUCGGUGCCCCGGCGCACAGACGUGGAAGCAGUACUUCCUCAAACAAACGAGGCAGGAGCGUUGGAUGGCGUCCGCAAAGCCCGAGAACUUUGUCUACAAAGCAGCAGUUGGCAACCUCGGAAUCUUGGGACCCAUGGCUUAUCUCUCAGGAAGUGGUCCCACGAUGGAUGAAGAGAAGUCCAUCAUUUGUACCGUGUCUUCAAAGCGUAUGCUUUUUGCCUGGGAUGUGCAGGAGGGCACAAUGAUCUGGUCAAGCCCAGUCCAGCAGUCAAGCAUCAUGCACCUGGCGACCCUCCCUCAGAUGCAUCUUGCAUUCACUGUAGAUUUGAAGGGAGCCAUCAAAGUGUGGAAUUGUCGGGAUGAGGACACUCUGGCGACCCUCAUCAUGUCUCAGGCCUGUCUCUCCUUGGAAGCCUUUCUCACAAAGGAUGGCCCAUUCCUGAUGGUAGGCACUUGUGAAGGCGACAUCUACACACUGACGGUGCCUGAGUUAAAGACUGUUUCUAAAGUUAACGCAUUUAAAUACAGAGUUGAUCUUCUCUACUGCUCUCCUGACAAAAGGUGGAUCUUUGCAUCUGGGACACAUGAAUGUAUCUUGCCAAAGGUAUUUUUCACAGAGUGCUUACUGAGACCAUCAGAAGGCAGAACGCCUCUCUCUCUCUCUCUCCCGUUUUCAUCAUGCUGCAGAGCCUGCUGGGCCCCAAGGAGGACAAACAGGGUAACACUGAUGUUCCAAAGAGAUGCUUUAAAAAAGACAGGAUUCACCACCUUGGAUCUAACAACUGAGGGGACUGGGGGCAGGACAUUCAUCCAAGCACGUGAGGUUGCAAGUUUCCUGUUGCCAGUUCACAUGGAGAGUCCUAUUUGGAUGGGAGUCAGUGAUGGAAAUACGAUUGUCUUUGAGAGUGGGCCAUACCUCUUCCUCGUCAGCAUCAGUGGCCACCUGCUGCAGCGGUUUGAGUACCACGACAAGACCAUCUGCAACUUAUGGGUGGAUUCUCUCCAUGUCCUGACGACAUCCGUGGAUGACUCUCUGCACGUGUACAUGUGGGAAGAGGAAGGCCGUUAUCCGUACCUCAGGAGCUGCUGUCACUUGGAACACAUAGGAAGUGAUCAGACACCGAGCUGCUAUGUUCCCAAGGCAAUAUGUGAUAAUAAGAGCAUAGUAUGCAUGGUGUCAAGAAUUCGUGAAUCCAGCAUUCUGGUGGGAAUUUCCAUUAAGGAGUCAUCGAGGUGCAGGGAGAAGCUGGGCUUCUGCUUGAACGGGGGUGUGUGUGUCCUUCGAUCAGGAAGUGACAUUUUCUGCAGUUUCUUCUCUGCCUUAGAAGUCAUUGUAACCCAGGUAAACAUACCAGUUUCCAAAUGAACAUACUGUACUACUUUUAAAAUUACAGUUUCUAAAUAUUUCGUUUUGUCCUCCACUUUAAGUUUAUGCCAGUUAAUCUGAGGAACAUAUUUUACAGCCACCACAGAGGAAAGGAUUAUUAAUCCUCCUGAAAGUAACAUUUUGGUAAGAAAGAGUAUGACAGAGAUUUAUUUGAAUUAGUUGUUUCUCGCCAUUGUUUCUUUUAAUUAAAAAUAUAGUAUCACUAAAGACACAUUUUAAGUGGACAGAAUUAUGGAUUGCUCACUGAAAUACGAUUUUUAAAAAUAUCUUGGGUUUUUAUUUUUAGUGAAGUCUAGUUGAUUGCCAACGUGUUACUUAUUUUUUAAACUUUUUUUAGAGUUAGUCAUUUUUCAAUGUUGUGUCAAAUUCCAGUGUAGAGCACAAUUUUUCAGUUAUACAUGAACAUAUAUAUAUUCCUUGUCACUUUUUUUUUCGCUGUGAAUUACCCCAAGAUCUUGUAUAUAUUUCCCUGUGCUAUACAGUAUAAUCUUGUUUACCUAUUCUACAUAUGCCUGUCAGUAUCUACAAAUUUUGAAAUCCCAUUCUGUCCCUUUCCACCCUCCACAACCUCAAGUUUAUAUUCUAUGAUAUCUGAGUCUGUUUCUGUUUUGUAUUUUUUAUUUUUAUUUAUUUUUUAGAUUCCACAUGUGAGUGAUCUCAUGGUAUUUUUCUUUCUCUUUCUGGCUUACUUCACUUAGAAUGACAUUCUCCAGGGACAUCUUUGUUGCUGCAAAUGGCAUUAUGUUGUCGGUUGUUUGUUAUGGCUCUAUAGUGUGUUCCAUUAUAUAAAUAUACCACAGCUUCUUUAUCCAGUCACCUGUUGAUGGACAUUUAGGCUGUUUCCAUGUCUUGGCUAUUGUAAAUAGUGCUGCACAUUGGGGUGCAGGUGUCAUACUGAAGCAGGGCUCCUUCUGGAUAUAAACCCAGGAGUGGGAUUCCUGGAUCAUAUGGUAAGUCUACUUCUAGUCUUUUGAGGAAUCU